Messenger RNA from Coffea arabica (coffee), 1443 nucleotides. Its product is annotated as chlorophyll a-b binding protein 21, chloroplastic-like. The record is from RefSeq and is a predicted model, not a curated record. Gene Ontology annotation, cellular component: membrane. Gene Ontology annotation, biological process: photosynthesis, light harvesting. NCBI's taxonomy places the organism in Eukaryota, Viridiplantae, Streptophyta, Magnoliopsida, Gentianales, Rubiaceae.
GGCCAUCAAACUCAAGCCACAAGCAACAUUGUAUAAUUCCAACUGCCUUCAAUAGUUCCAUUCAGGUGCUAAUCUCAAUCAUACAAUGGCUGCCUCAACUAUGGCUCUCUCCUCCCCGUCCUUCGCCGGAAAGGCAGUGAGACUCAACCCCUCCGCCCCUGAGCUGAUGGGAAAUGGAAGGAUCUCAAUGAAGAGAACUUCCAGGCCUUCCCCAUCUGGCAGCCCAUGGUACGGUCCAGACCGUGUUAAGUAUUUGGGCCCAUUCUCCGGUGAGCCCCCAAGCUACCUCACCGGCGAAUUCCCUGGUGACUACGGUUGGGACACUGCUGGGCUGUCAGCUGAUCCCGAGACCUUUGCCAAGAACCGUGAGCUCGAGGUGAUCCACUGCAGAUGGGCCAUGCUUGGAGCCCUUGGAUGCGUCUUCCCCGAGCUCUUGUCUCGAAAUGGAGUCCAGUUCGGUGAGGCUGUGUGGUUCAAGGCUGGAUCCCAAAUCUUCCAGGAGGGUGGACUCAACUACCUGGGCAACCCAAACUUGAUCCACGCCCAAAGCAUCUUGGCUAUCUGGGCUUGCCAAGUUGUCUUGAUGGGAGCUGUUGAGGGUUACCGUAUUGCUGGCGGACCACUCGGUGACGUGACCGACCCAAUCUACCCCGGUGGCAGCUUUGACCCAUUAGGCCUUGCUGACGACCCUGAAGCCUUUGCUGAGCUCAAGGUAAAGGAGAUCAAGAAUGGUAGAUUGGCCAUGUUCUCCAUGUUCGGAUUCUUUGUCCAGGCUAUUGUCACCGGCAAGGGUCCUUUGGAAAAUCUUGCUGACCACCUUGCAGACCCUGUUAACAACAAUGCUUGGGCAUAUGCCACCAACUUUGUUCCCGGAAAUUCUUUUGCUGGAUCCCAAAUCUUCCAGGAGGGUGGACUCAACUACCUGGGCAACCCAAACUUGAUCCACGCCCAAAGCAUCUUGGCUAUCUGGGCUUGCCAAGUUGUCUUGAUGGGAGCUGUUGAGGGUUACCGUGUUGCCGGUGGACCACUCGGUGAGGUGACUGACCCAAUUUACCCAGGUGGCAGUUUUGACCCAUUAGGCCUUGCUGACGAUCCAGAGGCAUUUGCUGAGCUAAAGGUGAAGGAGAUCAAGAAUGGUAGGUUGGCCAUGUUCUCAAUGUUCGGCUUCUUUGUCCAGGCCAUAGUCACUGGAAAGGGUCCAUUGGAGAAUCUUGCUGACCACCUUGCGGAUCCAGUUAACAACAACGCUUGGGCUUAUGCAACAAACUUUGUCCCUGGAAAAUGAGUUUGAGCGGUGAUUGUAAUUUGUGAAUCCAAAAGUGUGUAUAGUGAGCCCCUAAAGUGAUCUGUUUGUGAGCAUCGAGCUCGGCUCGCGGCUGAAUAUUAGCAUGUUAUAUUGGUGGAAAUUGGUCCAAGCUAAUGCCAAACGAGUUUUUUUUUUUU